Messenger RNA from Mus pahari (shrew mouse), 4227 nucleotides. It is a transcript of the gene Ski, whose product is annotated as SKI proto-oncogene. The transcript has 7 exons. The record is from RefSeq and is a predicted model, not a curated record. Gene Ontology annotation, biological process: negative regulation of BMP signaling pathway. Gene Ontology annotation, molecular function: DNA-binding transcription factor activity, RNA polymerase II-specific; RNA polymerase II cis-regulatory region sequence-specific DNA binding; SMAD binding. Lineage: Eukaryota; Metazoa; Chordata; Mammalia; Rodentia; Muridae. Bases 188 to 2371 code for a protein of 727 amino acids. Gene Ontology annotation, cellular component: nucleus.
CCCGCCCGCCUUCGCCUUCGCGCCCCCGGGCGAGGCCGAGGCGGGGGCCGUGAUCGGCCGUGAACCGGCGACGGUGGGCGGUCGUGGCCGCGGUCGCGGGCGGCGGCGGGGUGCGCGGGGCGGCGGCGGAGGCCGUGGGGGCCCGGGCGCACGGGAGCGGGAGCGGCCGGGGGAGCCCGAUCGCACCAUGGAAGCUGCAGCGGCCGGCCGGGGCGGCUUCCAGCCGCACCCGGGGCUGCAGAAGACGUUGGAGCAGUUCCACCUGAGCUCCAUGAGCUCGCUGGGCGGCCCGGCCGCUUUCUCGGCGCGCUGGGCGCAGGAGGCCUACAAGAAGGAGAGCGCCAAGGAGGCGGGUGCGGCCACAGUGCCGGCGCCGGUGCCCACUGCCGCGGAGCCGCCGCCCGUGCUGCACCUGCCUGCCAUCCAGCCGCCGCCGCCCGUGCUUCCCGGGCCCUUCUUCAUGCCGUCGGACCGCUCCACCGAGCGCUGUGAGACCGUGCUGGAAGGGGAGACCAUCUCUUGUUUCGUCGUGGGAGGUGAGAAGCGUCUGUGCCUGCCGCAGAUCCUCAACUCGGUGCUGCGCGACUUCUCACUGCAGCAGAUCAACUCGGUGUGCGAUGAGCUGCACAUCUACUGCUCGCGCUGCACCGCCGACCAGCUGGAGAUCCUCAAAGUCAUGGGCAUCCUGCCCUUCUCCGCGCCCUCCUGCGGGCUCAUCACCAAGACGGACGCCGAGCGCCUGUGCAACGCGCUGCUCUACGGCGGCGCCUACCCGCCGCCUUGCAAGAAGGAGUUGGCGGCCAGCCUGGCGCUGGGCCUGGAGCUCAGCGAACGCAGCGUCCGCGUGUACCACGAGUGCUUCGGCAAGUGCAAAGGGCUGCUGGUGCCCGAGCUGUACAGCAGUCCCAGCGCUGCCUGCAUCCAGUGCCUCGACUGCCGCCUCAUGUAUCCGCCGCACAAGUUCGUUGUACACUCGCACAAGGCCCUGGAGAACCGGACCUGCCACUGGGGCUUCGACUCAGCCAACUGGCGGGCCUACAUCCUGCUGAGCCAGGACUACACGGGCAAGGAGGAGCAGGCCCGCCUUGGCCGCUGCCUGGACGACGUGAAGGAGAAGUUCGACUAUGCCAACAAGUACAAGCGGAGGGUGCCCCGGGUCUCAGAGCCCCCAGCUUCCAUAAGACCCAAAACAGACGACACUUCCUCACAGUCCCCUGCGUCUUCUGAGAAGGACAAGCAGUCCACUUGGCUGCGGACCUUGGCUGGUUCCUCCAAUAAGAGCCUCGGCUGCACUCACCCUCGCCAGCGCCUUUCUGCUUUCCGGCCCUGGUCCCCUGCAGUGUCUGCGAGUGAGAAAGAGACAUCCCCACACCUCCCAGCCUUGAUUCGAGACAGCUUCUACUCCUACAAGAGCUUUGAGACAGCCGUGGCCCCCAAUGUGGCCCUAGCACCACCAACCCAGCAAAAGGUUGUGAACAGCCCACCCUGCACCACCGUGGCCUCCCGGGCACCAGAGCCUCUUACUACUUGUAUCCAGCCACGAAAGCGGAAGCUGACUAUGGACACACCAGGAGCCCCAGACAUGCUGACGCCUGUGGCUGCUGCAGAGGAAGACAAGGAUUCUGAGGCUGAGGUUGAAGUUGAAAGCAGAGAGGAAUUUACCUCCUCCUUGUCCUCGCUGUCCUCUCCGUCCUUUACCUCGUCCAGCUCUGCCAAGGAUCUAAGCUCCCCAGGCAUGCAUGCUCCACCUGUGGUUGGCCCUGAUGCUGUAGCCCAUGUUGAUGCCCCAAGUGGGCUGGAGGCAGAGUUGGAGCACCUGCGGCAAGCCCUGGAGGGCGGCCUGGAUACCAAGGAAGCCAAAGAAAAGUUCCUGCAUGAGGUGGUCAAAAUGCGAGUUAAGCAAGAGGAAAAGCUGACAGCAGCCCUGCAGGCUAAGCGCAGCCUGCACCAGGAGCUAGAAUUCUUGCGUGUGGCCAAGAAGGAGAAACUGCGGGAAGCCACAGAGGCCAAACGCAGCUUGAGGAAAGAGAUUGAGCGGCUCCGAGCUGAAAAUGAGAAGAAGAUGAAAGAGGCCAACGAGUCCCGGGUGCGCCUGAAGCGAGAGCUGGAGCAGGCGCGGCAGGUCCGGGUGUGUGACAAAGGCUGCGAGGCCGGGCGCCUGCGUGCCAAGUACUCAGCCCAGAUUGAGGACCUGCAAGCGAAGCUGCAGCAUGCGGAGGCCGACCGUGAGCAGCUUCGAGCUGACCUGCUGCGGGAACGUGAGGCCCGUGAGCAUCUAGAGAAGGUGGUGAAGGAGCUUCAGGAGCAGCUGUGGCCUCGGCCACGGCCUGAGCAUUCUGGAGGUGAGAGCAACGCUGAGCUGGAUCCCUAGCCUGGGCAGUGAUUGCGACUGCUGCCACAUGAACCUCUAUGCGUGCGCAGAGGGCGGUGGGUACGUGGCUUUGCAGGCCCGGCCCAUGCCUCUGCAGCCACACAGCACAACGUCUCUACUGUGCCUAUUACCAAGCGAGUGUUUGUAACCACAUACUUUUGGAAUCCACUGCAAAAUUUUCUACUGGCCAAGUUCAAGUGAGCAAGCCAUGUCACCCAGCUGCAGCCAGAGCUGAGACUGGCUCUGUGGCUUGUAGCUGGUCCUCUGCUUGCUAGAACAUUCUAACAUUUACACUUUUGUUAUAAGCUAUUUAAAACCAGUAAGGAGACUUGAUAUUCAGAAAAUCAACAUGUUUUUUAAUGACUAACUGUAAAAGGCCCCUACACGUGACGCCAUCUGGACACCCACUCUGGCGGGGGUGGCACCCACCCACCGCCGUCCUGGGAAGCCAUCACCGCUCAUCUGUGCCCGCGGCUACAGGAGGCCAGCAGGGGUUUUCUUCAGAGUCUAUUUUUUCAGCAACAAGGACCCCAGUCUUCCUGCUGCCGCCAGGAAGAGCAGGGAGAGCGCCGCGUGCGAGAUGAGCCCCAACACUGCCCGCCUUACCGCCGCUGCCCCGCCCAUCACCAUCACCACUAACCCCGCCCUGCGGGCACCAGGAGGCCUGAGCCUCAGUUUGCCCAGGCCCCUGGGUGCCCCUGCCCACCUACACCUUGAGGGGCUGACCUGUGUUAGGCAGUGACCAUGGUCCAGUGUGAUGUUGUGUUGUUCACACACGCCACCCAGCCACCCAUGCGCUGCUUGACCACAGCAACCCCUUCCCGUGCGGCAGACAUCACUCCUCGCAUCGUGAGCUGAGGCUGCAGCAUUGGAACAAAACAGCAUUAUAUCACUUUUCCUUUAAGUUUUUUCUUUUUGUUUUGUUGUUGUUUGUUGUUCAUUUAAACAUGUAUUUAGAACUGCACUUUGUCAGAACCUUCCAGUCCCUUCUUACUCCCUGGUUAACUGAGAUUUUUACCAAUUUCUAGAGCAGUUCAAACCCUAAGUGCUCAAGCGCUUACACAUCCCCUCUGGUGCUUGGUUGAACAAGGGAAUCACGAGACAAUGAAAAUGCAGAGACUGAACUUGGGGGUCGUUCUGUGCCUUCCAGCAUCUUGUACAGCAAACCCUGACUUGUCUUUUUACCCCCAAAAUACCGUCUUCAGUAGCAACUGAAUCUGCCACUGUCAAAAUACGUUACUUGCAUUUAUUCCAAAUAAUCUCGUUUACUCUUAACUGUUUAUGCAAAUUGUAUAAGGUUUCUUAUGCCCAAGCUUGAAAAAUGAUUUCCCAGUAGACAAGAGGCCCCCACCCAUCCUCCAAUUGUGUUUAUUUACAUGAGAAGAUCAUACAAAAGCCCUCCGCUCUAGUCCUAGCAGGGCAGCCAUGAGCUGGGGGAGGUGGAGAAGGCUCGUGCAGGUACAAACGACCUCAAGGACUGUGGCCUGCAACUGGAGACUGCUAAGCCCUGAUGUCUGGUGCUGAGGUCGUCUGCAGGGUUUUGNCCUUGGUUUACUGAGGGGGGCUGAGCUGCUGCUGGUCCCCCCUUCUGACGUGCAAUGCAAAAGGGACAUCAUGUAUACGNAGCAUUUAUUUGGAGUUUUUCCUUUGGCUUUUUUCCUCUCUUUCAGUUAUGAAACUUGUAUGCAUGGAUUUCACAUCUCCAUAGCUUGACCCGCCAUGGGCAUUAUGACCGUGUCUCCUAAAGGGUCGGUUUUGUUACGCAACACGAAGAAUGCUGUCUCAGCCUUGUUUUUCUAGAGUUGUGUUUUUCAGUCAUUUCUUCAAGGAAAACUAAAUGAUUUAGUUGGAGCAAA